GAGCCACACUGUUGAAUAGCAAUUGGUCCGCGCUUCUAUCACUCAGAGGGGUGGGUAACAUAAGUUACCACUGAACUUUCAUUUCCAGAACUUCUAGUACGAUUGAAGUCUUGUAAGCCGGUUCAAGAAAAAAAAAAACAUUAGCUUUCUUUUAAAUUUGACAUAUUUUCAAAGCAAGAUGACUUCAUACACGUGGAUUUUACUUAUUUUUGCAAGUCUUGCGGCAACGAGAGCACAAGAUUUAGACCUGUCUCAUGCUUUUGAUGAUGAUGACUCUCCUGCAAAACCAACGGUGAAACCAGCGGUGAAACCAGACCCACCCAAAAACCCAGAUCAAGGAUUUGAUCUGUUAGAUGCCUUCGAUUCAGACCCCAAAAAACCUGCUGUGGUCCCACCCAAAUCAGGAGACGAUAAAAAGAAUCCAUCUGGAGAUGAAUUUGAUCUGUCUGAUGCAUUUAAUCCAGAUCUUGAUCCCAAAAAACCUGUUGUCCCACCCAAAGAGAGAGGAACUGGUGGUGGAACUUUUGAUGACAAAGACCUUUUCGGUGUGAGUGACGGGGGUGAAUACACGCCCGAUAAAGGUCGAAUUGGAGGAGGAGGAGCAGACCCUGGCUAUGAUGAUCAAAGCGGCGGCCCUUCUGAUCAACCUCAAGAUCUAAACCAGCAGUGGCUCCAGCUUAUCAAGAUGCUAGGCGAUAAUAUACCAGAAGGCCUCAGUGUCUGGAUUGCCGGGUUUUUACAAGUAGUAGAGCCCCUGCUAGAGCAGUUUCGGGGACUUCUGAAUGUAACAGAGGAAAAGGCAGAGCUUUAAAUGUCUUGUUGUAGUAACCCUCUUUGCUUGUGUUGGGGUGAAAUGAUUUUAAACAUUGUUUACAUGGUUUGGUUUUAAGGCUGGGGCUGCUGGUGGUCAUGGUUUAUUGAUGAGAUGCAUAUUUUGGUCGUGAUCAAGAUUAAUCAUAUUGGUUUUGAAAAUUUGGCAAUAUGGAAUUAAUUGUAUUGUAUUGCUGACUGGUUUGACGGUUGACUUUUUAUGUUGGUAACUAAGGAUUAUUAAAAGCCUAUAUACACUUCCAUUAAAAAGUUUGGGGUCAAUAAGUCUGUGUUAAGAAAUGUUUCUUAAGCACCACAUCAAUCUCCAGUAUCAUCAUGAUCCUUUAGAAUCAUUCGAAUAUGCUGCAGUUAUGGCUGUUGGACUUUCAGCUUUGCAUCACAGUAAUAAAUUACAUUUUGAAAUGUUACAAUAGAAAAGUUUGUCCAAUAUUAUGGUUUUUACUGUACUUUUGAUCAAACAAAUGCAGUCUCGGCGAGCAUAAGAAGCUUCCUUAGUCUGACCCUAAACUUUUGAACAGCAGUGUAUAUAAUAAAUCUGUUGGUGGAUGCCUCUAAUAGUUGGUUGUUAUGAAUAUGGUAGCGCGUACGAAUAAAUUAUAUUGAUUUUGAUUGUGAAAUAGAGAAUACAAUAGUGAUACAGUUAUUAUUUUAGAUCAAAAAGAGGGGUGUGAAUUCCAAUAGAUGCUAUCUGUUUCCUUAGGACAUCCUCAAUGACUUCUGGUCUUUUUUUUCAUGAAUUUUACAUUUUAUGCCAAUGAAUAGAUCUGCGACUGGUUUUGCCUGGGUUUGAGAAGGCGUAUUUCUGCUCGGUUUUAUGGAAUUAACCCCGAGGCCAUACUGAGCAUUCCAUUGUUUGCUUCCUUUUCCUCUGCUCAUGGAAGCCAUCUUAUUGUCUAUUUUCUUGAAAAAAGAACAUUUGAGGUUGAAACAUUGUAGCACAAUUCUCUUGGCUAAAACUUGACGUACCAGAGGAUUGAAACUGGCAAAUGUUUCCCCUUGUGUGCGUCACAACCGAAAGCUUUAGCACAUGCAGGGAUUAUGCCAUCCUAAAUCUCAAAGAGAGCAGAGGCGCUAUAGGGAUUUUUUUUUAUUUUUUUUUUUACCACAGAUACUGAUGUUUCAUCUAAAAAUAGACUCUUAAAAAUCUUAUUGGCAUCAAUGGUUCCAUGAAGAACAUUUAGAAACUUUCAAUUGCACAAAGAGUUGUUUAGACACGCACUCAAGAACUGUUCACUAUUAUUGGCGAACUGAAACUGGUUCUUCUACUGCAUUGUUGCGACCCUCCAAACGACCCCUCCCCCAUCCACACGCACAUUUUUGUAAUGUUUAUUUACCACAUAGCAGGCAUUCAUCCUAUUGUAAGAGCAUGGUAGUUUACAUUAACGGCUGUUAAUCUAUUGAAUAUUUCAAUGUUGUCUGGUUUUGUUUUUCAUGAUAGAUGCCUUUAACAUUGGUAUUGUUUGGUGUCCAUUUUGAUGUAUUGGUUCUCAAUUGUAGUAUUUCAGGGUCACAUUUUUCUUUUCUUAAGUUUAUCUGGUUUCUUUUCCGCAGAAGUGGUUAUUUUCUUUUUUAAGCAUUAUAGCAACUUUUUGUGUUCUCUUUCCUUUUAAUAAAGUGAAAUGUGAGAAUUC
Messenger RNA from Pimephales promelas (fathead minnow), 2462 nucleotides. It is a transcript of the gene cd99, whose product is annotated as CD99 molecule. The record is from RefSeq and is a predicted model, not a curated record. Gene Ontology annotation, biological process: homotypic cell-cell adhesion; T cell extravasation; positive regulation of neutrophil extravasation. Lineage: Eukaryota; Metazoa; Chordata; Actinopteri; Cypriniformes; Leuciscidae. Gene Ontology annotation, cellular component: plasma membrane.